GUUAUCAGCUGUUUCCUCGUUUACUGGGCUUAUGAAAUCGAAUUGUGAGAUAAAAAUGUAAGUUGAUUCCUAACAGAGAAUUCCUAAUAUCAUUAACUUUACGUAGAAUAACGUUGUUUAUCAAAGUAAGGUAUGUCAGUUCCAUAUAAAAGAUUUCUUAAAGUUCUGGAGAAGUGGCCGACAGACAAAACAAAAGUGGGCAGGGACUUGGGGGAGCAGAUACGAAAACAAGUCAAAAUUCUCUCUAAUCCAGCUGGCCUUACUGCCGAGGCCAAUAUCGAAUUAAAUGCACAAAUUGAUUCUUUAGAAAGAUUAGCUAGCAAUAUAUACGCUAAGAAAUAUCAGCGGAGGUACGCUUCUACUGCAACAGGAUUGUCAGCGGAACAGUGCAGUCAAGUGCUGUCGUCUGAAUUUUUACAGUACCUCAAUGACGAAAAAGUAGGCGAAAAGGGCAAAAGCGAUUAAAAUACGGUACAAAAAACUGUAAACCAAAACAAACAUUAGUUUAUAAUUUGCAAGGGACCCUUUUCCAAAUAUCUUAUUAUUAAUAAUGUUUCGUCGAAUUAACCAAGCCUUAAUAUAUUUGAGGUCUAACUACAACACUGCGGCGAAUAGCCCUGAUGGACAAAUAGUUAGACAUGUACCUGUGCUCUGCGAGCAAGCAAUUACCUAUCUUAACCUAGGUCCUGGAAAAGUUUUUAUUGACAUGACUUUUGGGGCCGGUGGUCACAGUAAACACAUUUUAGAAAAACAUAAAGAUAUAAAAGUAUUCGCUCUUGAUCGAGAUCCGGUUGCUUAUGAACUCGCUAUUUCCUUAAGUAAAGAAUAUUCAAAUCGACUAAUACCACUAUUGGGAAAAUUCUCCGAUUUGCCGAAGCUUUUAAAAGAGUAUAAAAUAAAAAAACACUCCAUUGAUGGCAUACUGUUUGAUUUCGGUUGCUCUUCGAUGCAAUUUGACGAAGCGGAUCGAGGCUUUUCUAUUUCUAAAAAUGGUCCUUUGGACAUGCGCAUGGAUCGAGGACGAAAUGGUGACCAAGUUACAGCCGCAGAUGUUCUUGCUCGUGCCGAGGAAGGUGAUCUAGUGAAAAUAUUGCGAAUGUAUGGUGAAGAGAAAGCAGCGAAAAAAAUAUCUCGUGCGAUCGUAGAGGCACGCUGUUUUUAUAAGAUUGAUACUACCAAACAGCUCUCUGAUUUAGUGGCCUCGUGUCUUCAAGAUACACAUCGUUUGGACAAAAUUCAGCGGCCUACACACGUAGCCACAAAGACGUUUCAAGCAUUGCGCAUAUUUAUUAAUAAUGAAUUAAAUGAGAUCAAUUAUGGAAUGAUUUUAGCUAAUGAGUAUUUGAGACCCCAAGGCCGACUUGUCGCUAUAACCUUUCAUUCACUUGAGGAUACAAUAGUAAAGCGACAUAUAAACGGGAAUGUAAUCGAGGGCCUUGCGAAUCCAGUGCCGUUGAAAUAUUGUGGGCAUGAUAUAUCACAUGAUAAGGAAUUAAUUGAAUUGUUUGUAGGAUCGAAUUGGAAGCAGCUGCAUAAACACGUAAUCCUUCCUAACGAAGAGGAAGUGAUGAAAAACAGCAGAAGUAGGUCUGCUAAACUGCGAGCUGCAAUUAAAGUAUAAUGACACUGUUGGAAAGAAAAUAAUAAAUUUUAAAAUAAAUAAAAAAAUAUUUAUUUAAGUAAUUAGAUACAAUUUUUUAGAUGUUGCACAGAACUCAAAUUGUAACAGAUUGUGGAAAGGAAUGAAAAUAAAAUGAAUUUAAAAACACA
Messenger RNA from Bactrocera oleae (olive fruit fly), 1770 nucleotides. The record is from RefSeq and is a predicted model, not a curated record. Lineage: Eukaryota; Metazoa; Arthropoda; Insecta; Diptera; Tephritidae.